This is a messenger RNA of Brachypodium distachyon (stiff brome), 1185 nucleotides long. Its product is annotated as serine, glycine and glutamine-rich protein. The coding region runs from base 208 to 708 and encodes 166 amino acids. NCBI's taxonomy places the organism in Eukaryota, Viridiplantae, Streptophyta, Magnoliopsida, Poales, Poaceae. The record is from RefSeq and is a predicted model, not a curated record. The transcript has 2 exons.
CCUGCCGAGCCUGUCUCCCCUUUAAACACACACCGAUGAGCGCACCGUCCCUCCUCUCCUCUCGCCCUCGCCCUCUGCACGCACCCGACGAACAUUGACGAGGGCGCCACCGAAGAUCGAAUAAAGGAGUCGCGGAGGAUUUGAUUUGCGCCGGUGGAUCGGUCCCCCAACCCCCGAAGGGCCAAGGGGAUCCCCUCUGCGCCGGCGAUGGACUCCUCCGCCCACGGCAGCGGCGUCAGCCUCCGCGGUGCGAGCGGAGGCCUGGGCUGGGGCGGGAGCGGAGGGAAGGGCGGCAGCGGCAGCGGGAGCGGGAUCGGCGGGGAGCUCACGUCGGCCAUCGGCGGGGGCGGCGCGUCGGCGGAUGCGUGGACCCGGCUUGUCAGCUCCGGCGUGGAGGACGACUUCGUGUGCACGGCGGGAGCCAGGGGGGCGGCGGGGGCCGGAGGGCUGCCGUACGGGCACUUCCUCGAUGCGUGCUUCCUCUGCCGGAAGCCGAUCGCCAGCAACCGCGACAUCUACAUGUACAGAGGGGACAUCCCGUUCUGCAGCGAGGACUGCAGGAGGGAGCAGAUGGAAAUGGACGAGGAGAUGGAGAGGAAGGAGAAGAACACCUCCAAGAAGAUCUCACCGAGGCCCCCAUCCGCCUGGGACGUGGAGUCCCCACCGAGGCCUCCCAAGACCCGUGCCGGGUCAAUCCUCGCCGGCUGACAAGUUACAGGAACAAGAAGCCCCCAAGAACUGAGCUGCUCGUUUUCCCCCAGGCCAAGAUCAGAUACCCCGUUACCACCAGAAACUACCUUUUACUUACAGUUGCACGUAUAUGGGUUUGUGGUUUUUGUUUGAACCCCUUGCGCUUUUUGGUGGUGUUGCGACAUGAUUUUAGUGCCUGCAGCCUGUAUCGGUGAUGAUGUAUAGUGACCGAAAUAGAGAGUUCAGUGUCUGAUAAUUAGGAUUCUGGAGUGGCUGCAGCACUGCCAGCUGCUGCUUCCCUAUGCUGUGUGUGUUGUUAAGGACUUUUGGGGCUUCUUUUUGGGGUGUUUUGUUUUGAAAUUUUUCCUAUGUGUAGCUGUUGUUGUUGGUGGUACUGGUAGGCUAAAAAUGUUUUGCUAAUGAAGCUGAUGAAACAUAAUGGCUACAGAAGAAAUGGACAUAUGGAUGGACGAAUCCUUGACUUUUUUUCUUCUA